Molecule: messenger RNA, 2207 nt
Organism: Gryllus bimaculatus (two-spotted cricket)
Lineage: Eukaryota; Metazoa; Arthropoda; Insecta; Orthoptera; Gryllidae
Source: the annotation of a GenBank genome assembly
AGCGGACUUCGGGGUCACGACCGACGGCGGACGCAGAGGCAGCAAUGGCGGCGCAGGCAAGCACUCCCAAGGGCCAGGUGCUGGUCAACAAGCAGUUCAACUCCCCGAUCAAGAUGUACUCCGCGGAGAACGUGGCGGAGGUGCUGAACAAGCAGACGCAGGUGCUGGAGAACGGCGCCGUGGGAAAGAAAGAAGAGAAAACACACACACACACACAUGUAGAUAAAGAUGAAGGAAUGGAGAUGGGAAGGAGAGAAAGAAAGGAAGGAAAAAAGAAGCCACGGAAAGGUGAGGGAGUUGGAUAUAGUGAGGAAGAGGGAUCGGAACCCGCGGAUAACUACGCGGCCCCCGCGACUCCCCAAGCGCCGACGGCUUGGCAGCCCCCGUCACCCGCGCGCGCCCCCGAACACGCACCCGCGCUCGCUCGAGUGUACUCGCCCGUCGCUGCACCCGCACCCGCACCGGGGCCGGGCCCGCUUUACUCGCCUGCGGCAGCUCCCGCUCCCAGGCCGGUGUACUCGCCCGUGCCGGCACCCGCACCCGCUCCCGCCCCGGUGUACUCGCCCGUCGCCGCACCCGUCUCCGCUCCGGUGUACUCGCGCGUUGCCGCACCCGCACCGGCCCCCGUUUACUCGCCCGUUGCUGCCCCCGCCCGUCCGGCGGCGCAGGCCCCGCCGCCCUCGCAGCCCGCACCCACUCCACCGGCGCCCGCCCCGCAGUUCCAGGGCACCAUACCGGGGCAGCCCGGCCAGCCGCAGUACCCGCCGCCUCUGCAGCCGUACCAGUACCCGUCGUACCAGGCGCCGCCCGCCUUCGAGCCGCCGCCCUCGACCGUCGUCUUGCGAGCCGAGGCGCCCAUCAGUCAGGCACCUUUUCCGGUGUUCGAGUCCCAACCCGCCGCCGUCCGCGCCGCAGCCCCCAAGAUGCGCGGUGACGAGAAGUGGCCGCCCAGCGAGUACAAGGAGCGCGCCGCCGUGGAAAACCAGCAGCGCAUCGCGCUGGCCCGCGGGCCCGCCGUGCGCCCGCGCAAGGUCAACCGCGACUACUCCAAGUUCUUCGCGCAGAACGCGCUCACCCCCAACUACCCGUCGUACAAGGCACCCCCAGGCACACAGCACUACGUCGAGGAGGGGACGUCAAACUUCUGAGCGCGCCGCCACCGCCGCCGUCGUCACCGACUGCGGGACGGCGCGCGAGCCACGGACUCUGCGAACUCGUGCAAGCGCCCUCGGAGGCGCGCGCCGAGGUUGGCAGCGCCGUAGGAAGGUUGGCAGUACCGCCCCUCCGCUGUAGCAGCAGCAGCAGCGCGCGUCUUCGACAUGCCGAUGUCUCUUGUCUCGCGCCGAGUGGCGUCACUGUCAACAAGCCUGCGUGUUGCGCGACUUCCGAGUUGGGGUCCGGUGUCCCUCGCUGACAUGGAAAGGCGUUCGGACCUGACCGAAAGCGCACCCAAGGUACGCUAGGCCCACGAGUUCGCAGAUUCCGCGGUGCGAUCUCUUCGGUUAUUUAUUUUGCACAAAAUUUCAUUUCGCUUUUUAUCAAGUGUUACGUCUGAAUUCAGUAAUUCUCUGCACCUUUUUGCUACUUAUUAAAGGGUUGAAUUUUUUUACUCUCUUUAAUGCACAAUGAACCGCAGGUAUCGCACCAAAAGCUCAGGCACAUCCACUACGAGUCUUUACUACCGAGGUCUAGUAAAGGACAAGUGAGAUAUUGAGGCAUUUUUUAAAAUUCGUGUUGUAAAAAUGAAACAGAAUUCAGCACUGCAAGAACUGACAAGUUAUGCUGUUAAAUGUUUUUAUUGUACUGACACACAAAAGCCGUUCCUCGGUAUUUUUUUAAAAAAUAUAUAUUUUUUAAAUACCUAGUCAAGUAGUGAUGUUGUGGAAGAAGCCAUAAGACGUUCCUUCUGAGACAGUUCAAUACCAAUAAUAAAUUACGCCACAUACGUGUUCAAGAAUAUGGAUACUACCCAAGAUAAUUGUAACUGCCACUAACGCUUCGACUUUUUUACGAGAAAUUUACGAUACUCGACUAUUAUGCUUGUUAUGAUGUAUUCUUAAACGAAAAUGCGUAGUUAGAUGCUUUGACACAAUUAUAAUUUUCCUACAUCCUAUCAGCUUAAUGUCUUGAACAAUGAAUGUGAUGGUAUAUAUUUUAACUAUAUUUAUGUAUGUUUGCUAGAUUAAAUAAAAAAAUUAAAUACAUUA